Molecule: messenger RNA, 3037 nt
Organism: Bemisia tabaci
Lineage: Eukaryota; Metazoa; Arthropoda; Insecta; Hemiptera; Aleyrodidae
Cellular component (GO): nucleus; cytoplasm
Molecular function (GO): protein serine/threonine phosphatase activity
Source: RefSeq, a predicted model, not a curated record
UUUCGCACUUGCAGUUAAUGAGUCGACAGGCGUCAAACACAGUGCGUAAUGCUUACCGUUACGAAAUCCGCAUCGGAUAGGCGCAGGUUCGAGACCCCGUAACCCGGAGAAUAGUUCGCGAAUUUGAGUGAGAGGUGAAAUUUCAGUGAUGCCAAGUGUACGAUUACGUAAAAACGAAACUACCUUAGUGACUAAGGAAUUUUUUCGCCUUGAAUCAGUCUAGAACUCCUCUGAAAAAUAUUUUUUUAGAGAGUCCCGGAAAUUUUGAAAAAAAUAAGCGAAGGCAACAAACUCUCAGUGAAAUAAACUUUUCGCGGUCCCUGAAAGUCAUCAAAAACUUAUAAUGAUGCUCGAACUACUCUCAACAUCCAUCGUUUCGGUGAAAUGAGUGCUCUAGAAAACCCCUGUGCGCGCAAGUAAAUCAGAAUGAGUGACUCGGAGACGGAUACACGGAGUGCGGCCAGUGACGUCCCCGAAACGGCCCCGAAAAUGGCGGGCGAGGACACAUCCGAGAGCGAGUGCGAAGUGAGCGACUCCGCGGCGACGACGAAAAAGUCGGACGAAGAAGAAGGAGUCUCGAACGGUGAAAGAAGUGAAGACGCCGGGACCGGGGAUCAGAAAGGAGGAGAGGAGGGGGAGAGCGGAUCAGGAGCCGAGGCGGAAAAGGGGGCUCCGCCCCCGGAACCCUCGGAGCCCCCGCCCCCCGCGCGGAUCUCCUACGCGGAGCGCUACAUUCCACGGGAAGAGAGGGAGCAGGUCCUGAAUGUUGACGAGGUUAUUCAUCACCUCCUCCAAGCCGGCCAGAAGGAGCAUAUCAGGAUGACCCUGUCGGAAUGGCAGAUCAAGCAGCUGUGCGUUGUGACGAGGGGCAUCAUAAUGGAGCAGCCGAUGCUUCUGGAGCUCGAGGCCCCGGUCAACGUCGUCGGGGACAUCCACGGGCAGUUCGACGAUCUGCUCAGACACUUCGACAGGGUCGGCUACCCGCCUAGGGCUAACUACUUGUUCCUUGGAGAUUAUGUGGAUAGGGGGAAAAAUUCUCUAGAAGCUAUCAGUCUCCUAUUAGCUUAUAAAAUCAAGUAUCCAAAUAAUUUUUUCCUCCUACGAGGGAAUCACGAAUGUGCCAGCAUAAAUAGAAUAUAUGGUUUUUACGAUGAAUGUAAAAGAAGGUAUACGAUAAAACUGUGGAAAACAUUCACCGAUCUCUUCAAUUGUUUGCCAAUCGCUGCCUUAAUAGAAAACACAAUAUUUUGUAUGCAUGGAGGAUUAUCUCCGCAGCUACGAGACUUAUAUCAGAUAAAGCGAAUUCAUAGACCUCUUAGUGUACCUGAUACUGGAUUAGCAUGUGACAUAUUAUGGUCGGACCCUGACGAGGGGGUGUUCGGGUGGGGUCAAAACGAGCGCGGCGUGAGCUACACGUUCGGUCCGGACGUGGUGCGGAGCUUCCUGAAGAAGCACAACUUCUCUCUCAUCGUGCGGGCCCACCAGGUGGUUGAGGACGGUUACCAGUUCUUCGCCAAGCGCUGCCUCGUCACCCUCUUCUCGGCGCCCAACUACUGCGGCGAGUUCGACAACGCCGCCGCCGUCAUGAUCGUCGCCGAUGACCUCACCUGCAGCUUCAGUAUCCUACCGCCUGACAAAAGAAAGCCGUCCAUUAUGUGCAAGAUGAGAUAAAGAAGCAUCAGCAAUCAGAGCGUUCGCCGAUCAAAGGGACAGUCGGAACGAUCCGUGAGAGAAUCGAAAGACAUCCAUCGGCGGAAACGGGAGAGGCACAAGACACCGAAGACAGAGGCGCAAGGGCUUGACUUUUAAGGAGUCCGAAACGCGCUUUAUCUUCGAAUUUGAUUGGCUGAUACAUUCUAUGCUUGUAGCUGAUUGGUUCUCGCGUGCUGGCACGCAGUGAGUUGGACGCUACCGGCGGCAUGGCGAGUACACGGAGCGUCGCAUCUCUGUUGAAUCCCUCUUUGUAAAAAGCCCCGAAGACUUAAGUGGAGUCUCGAGACUUAAUUUCCGCUUUCGGGCCACAAAAAUGAAUUCAUGGCAUGAUAGAUGCGUGACCAAUUAAAUGAAGUUUUUCUACCUUUCAAAAGCUUCAGUUUUUGCCCUGCACAUCUCUUGAAUAACUGAGAAAUAUUGAAUGUGAGGUCUCUAUUUUUCCUUCAGUAGCCGGGUUGCUACAAAAUUAAGAGAGUAGAGAUCGUGACUUUAGCGCAUGACUUAUCAUUUCAUCGAAGCUAAAACGGAAAUAGACGGUGGCGACUUGAAAAUUUGCAACACUGCUUUUCCUCCAUUUAAAUGUAUGUAAAACAAUCGAUUCUCAUUUUCGAUGAUUUCAAUGGAUUUAAAAAUACGAAAAACAGUGCUGCCAACUUGCAAAAUCGCCGCUGCAAAAAGAUUACACGAAACUCUGUCAACUCAAGAUUAGAGUGAAAAAAAUCGUGCGAUCAAUAUGUUCCCUUUUCCUAUUUUUAAUUGUUAGUUCCAGGGAGAAAGGGAGAGAGGGCACAUGAGCGCUAAUCUAUAAUGGCUUUUUGCCUUAUAUAGACGAUUUGAAAAUCAGUUUUUAAAAGUUCACGACUUUAUAUUGCUAUAAUUUAUAAUAAAGCAAUUGAAUAGGUAGCUGUAAUUAAAAUCUAGAGUUAUUCAUAAAAAAGAAGAAAAUAAUUUAACUUUUCUAAAAACUUGAUCUCUAUACUUUGCCAGCCCUGCUUCACCACAAUUCUGGUGUUUUAUUAAGUGAAGUUUACAUGUUGAAUUUUAGACAAAUUUCCUCUUCACGCCUAAAUAAUCAGUAUUUUGCCGAAUUUACUGUGGUAACAAUUAACACGUUUCGGCUUUAGGAUGUCUGUUUUACCUGGAUGUAACUUUGAAUAAUUAUGAUAACUAACAUUAAGUUCAUGUUGUAUUCAACUCGGUAUUUGCGAGAUUGAGAAAUUAACCAAAUGACCUUACUUUACCUUGACUAAAUUGAAAUGUACAUCAAAUUUAAUUAAAUUGGAAUAAAGAGAAUUGAAAUGAAUCGCGUCACCUACGAACUGAA